This is a messenger RNA of Cyclocybe aegerita, 3033 nucleotides long. NCBI's taxonomy places the organism in Eukaryota, Fungi, Basidiomycota, Agaricomycetes, Agaricales, Hemipholiotaceae. The record is from the annotation of a GenBank genome assembly.
AUGUUACCCGUCCAAAACCGCUCUUGGGCGGCGCACGCAGACCAGGUUUCUCCCCGUCCUUCCCCUCCAUCGCAAGGCAUCUCGCCCGAGGACGCCUCCCCAUCACCGGACACUACCAUGAAAGCAAAAGAUGACAAACUACCCCAUGAUGCUAGCGUUUUUGUUGGAAGUCUUCCGUCAAAUAUUGACCAAGGAGAUCUCACGCGAAUGUUAAUGGAACAUCUUUCCGAACAUACUCAAAUUAAGAACAUCAAGGUCGUGCGAGACUCCAAGGGAGGCGUAUGUGCUUUUGUGCAGUGUGAGAAUGCAUCAUCGGCGACUGCCUUGAUACAGACCCUCCAUUCCAGUGCUCCUAAACCUUUUCUGGGCCGCAUUUUGCGCUACGAACCUGCCAGGGCCUUCAGAACACUGCUCAUAUCAUACAGAACUCCUACUCAUUUAGCUCGCUCUGUCGGACCCAAUGGGUCCAGCCUAGUUUCGUUCGCGUCGCAAGAGGUAGAAUUAGAGGUUCCGAUCGCCAUGAGGAUCUGGAAACACCGGAACUCUAGCAUCCUCUAUAAUUCGGAAGCCUCUCAGGCCGAAGAACACCAUGAGAUGGUUGACUCUGACGGGCUCGAUAGCGCAAUCUUUCUCGACACUAUGAAGUACGAUGGAGAGACCUUGCACAAGCUAGCGUCCUACUUUGGCCCGCUGGAGAUGUUUUGCGCCUUGCCAGCAGAGUCUUGCGAAGAUGGUUCCGGGGACGUAGAAAACGCUAACCCGGAUUAUGCAUUAUACCCAGCCCCGCAUAAUGCUCGCCGUUCGUCGGGUAUGGCGACUGACUGCUGGGAAGUGAAAUGGGAACAUCGAGACGAUUGCGUAAGCGCGUUGAUGACUCUGAGACGAGUGCCUCAUCUUACAGUCACAUGGGCACACCAGCCGGCAUCACCGACGCAGGCGACCUAUCCUAACUAUCACCACCUGCCUGAGGCUCCAACCUAUUCCUUCCAUGUUCAGCAUGGCACAUUUCCGCAGUCUACGAACGCGAUGCUACAUACUCCGCCUCGCCAACCAGUAGAAACGAACGCCAUUUAUCAGGCCGACAAAGGUUUCUCUCGUCACCAAGGACGACCUCUUGCCCAACCUCUAAGCCCUCUGAGUUCAACUACAGCGGCACGUUAUCAUCGGUCUCCGGAAGCCGGUACACCGUUCUCAAGGAUCCCUGGAAGCCUUUCUCAUACCGAGGAGGGCUUCGCGACCACCACUGUUUCCCAAAAGCCUUGGUCAAGUGAGGACCAAGAAGCACCUGACGAAGACCAGGAUUUGGAUUCAAGUGGCACGGUCGACGUAGGAGCUCAAGAGCUUUAUAUCCCUCAGACGCCUGCUUUGGACACAUCAUCCAUUACCCCGUUAACACCAGGUUCUCAAUUUCCUCUCACUCCGACAACGGGCGGGUUCGACACAUCGCGAGAUUUGACAUCCAAAUCCUUUGGAGAAGACAUUCACAAUGUCACCGAAUCAAGAGAUCCUCGUUCGCAGAGAGAAAUUGACCCUACUACUCUCUUCGUUGGCGGUCUGGAAAUGUUCGGUCCAGGAGCCUGGGACGAAGAAAAGGUUAGGAAGUUUUUCUCUCGAUUUGGCGGCUUAGAGAGCGUGAAGGUUGUCCGACCUUUGAAUGCAUGCGCUGCCUUUGCUUUCGUCAAAUUCGACAAUGCCGAAUCACCAGCGCGUGCCGUGUACGAAGAGCACAAUCGCGUAUAUGAAGGCCGUGCGAUGAGGGUCCAACUGAGGGAUUGCAACCCGCCCAAAAAUAUUUGGAAAUACGGCAGACCUCGCGGUAAAUUUCAUCAGAACCACCACGGGCCCCAACGAAGAUUCAAUUUCAGACCGCCCUACGAUGGCCAGGAGAAGGGCUUGUUCCGUCAGCCGGCCACAGGAGGAAACACGAUGAUGGCGAAUUCUAACGAUGGCUCCGACAUACACUUAUCAUCGUUGGCGAGUGCCCUGCCGUCUUACGAAGGGUCCGAGCGAAAUGAAAGCCCUCGUGGAUCAGAGACUGUCAUUACUCAUUCUUCGACUUCCGACGCCACAAAAAAUCCCUCAAACGACCCGGAUGCGGAACAAUAUCGCGAGUGGUACGACGAGCCUGUAUCUCCAGUCCAGACGCCAGCUCCGUUCUCUCUUGGAUCGUCUGUUUCUGCUGCGGGCGUCCAACUUCCUGCUCAAACCUAUCCAUAUCUGCCCGGCCCCUACUUCCCACCACCGCCAUGGAUGCACCCAUACAUGCAUCAAGCGCCGUACCAAGUGCCAUGCUACACUGGUUAUCCGGUUUAUCCUCCAUCUGUUGCAUCGCCUCAACAUAUCGCUCAGCCAAGCAGCCCACCCAGUCCUGAUACAGGAGGCCCUGCUACGGUCGCACCACACGUUUGGCCGGCCAUGGGCAUGUACGGAUCGUAUGUUCCGUACGCGGUCGUCUCACCUAGACCGCAGAUGGUUGAACAAGGUCUUAUACCGCCUGUGGCUACACAGGCUCCUUUGAUGCCCACCGGCUUCAUCCAAAAUGAGCAGGGAACACUGAUUCCGGUGUACCAGCCGGAGGCUCUGGAUCAGUACAUGGCUGGCUCCGGAGGGACCCCUGCCUCCUUGCCUAACGCUCGGGAUGCAAAUGCACAAAGAUGGGUUCCUUAUAAUCAUGGUCGACCGUACGAUCUGGGAAGUAUCCAGCCCCCGACUCCUCACACUAUCCAGAACCAAGAUCGACAGAGAAACAUCGAGACUUCUUCCGUACCACCACAACGAUUCCCUGAGUUCCAAAAGUCUCCAGUUCCGUUCCGCGGACCAGAUGGCAACUUGAAUACGGUGUCCUCACCUCUCUAUCGCCGCCAAGGCGCCAGACGAGAAUGUCAACCUAAUUACAAUGCCGUUCGGAAUCACAACAAUCAUCCACGGACAUUCAAUAGCCGUUCUGGGCGUCCAUUCGUCCAGCAGUUUGGCACUCCGCAGACUCCAGACCGACGAGGAGAGGUGCAGCCAGGGAUCCAUUGGGAACGUUGA